AUGAUGCGAUCCAAAUCAGUCAAACCAUCGUUAUACCCCCCCGUCCCCUUUCACACCAUUCGCACCAUCGCCCUGCUCUCCUCCGUGAUAGUCGGCAUCAUCCUCGCUGUCUUCAUCUACCACUUGAAAAGCGGCGGCUACAAACUCCCCUGGACCUUCCUAGUACUCCUCAUCGCCGCCAUCCUCUCCCUCCUCAACUAUGUCCUCACAACAAUCACACACACCUGCCACGGCCUCUCGCCGCGCCUCUCCCUCCUCUCCAACACCAUCCUCCUCAUCCUCUGGCUCAUCUCCCUCGGCCUCCUGAGCUGGAGCAUGUUCGGCACAAUCCUCACCUCUUGCACCGCAACCGACUGGGUCACCGCCACCGGCAUCUCAGUCUGCCGCACCUACAAGGCCCUCUUCGCCUUCACCUGCACCGGCACCAUCGCUGCCAUCGCCGCCGUCGUCCUCGACGUCAUCGUGCAUAAACGCCAAACCCGCCUCGGCAGCUACGACCCCAUGACAAGCACGCAGGACAUCAAGCUGCACGAGCGCAACAGCAGCGUCAUGUCCGGUGCGGGUAUGCACACGGUCCCUCCCACCGGCGCUGGCGCUGUGGGCCCUGACGACGAACGCGCCCCGCUGCAAUACAACCAUGCCCACAGCCACGCUGCGAAUCCCUACGCAGACGCAGACGCAGACAUCCCCGGCCCGGACUACGCGAACCACUCCGCCUACCCCGCCCCGCCGGCCGUCUACGGCCACGCCUCGUCGGGGCACUACCAUGCCGGUGAGGCGCGGGAGUUUUCGGAUGUGGCGCCGGCGCGGAGCCAGCCGGGUGGGCCGCGGGCGCGGUUUAGUGGUGCUGAGUAUCCGGGGUAUGGGAAUGGGAAUGGGAAUGGGAAUGGGUAUGGACAUGGGUAUCCAGCGGAGCAGACGGGGUAUGACCCCGGGGCGUACCGGUGA
Messenger RNA from Aspergillus clavatus NRRL 1, 948 nucleotides. RefSeq lists its product as uncharacterized. Lineage: Eukaryota; Fungi; Ascomycota; Eurotiomycetes; Eurotiales; Aspergillaceae. The transcript is spliced from 2 exons. Bases 1 to 948 code for a protein of 315 amino acids. The record is from RefSeq and is a predicted model, not a curated record.